Lytechinus pictus (painted urchin) is the source of this 3955-nucleotide messenger RNA. Its product is annotated as RING finger protein unkempt homolog. Lineage: Eukaryota; Metazoa; Echinodermata; Echinoidea; Temnopleuroida; Toxopneustidae. The transcript is spliced from 14 exons. Bases 110 to 2578 code for a protein of 822 amino acids. Gene Ontology annotation, molecular function: metal ion binding. The record is from RefSeq and is a predicted model, not a curated record.
AGAGUGAAGCUGAUUGGCUUUGCAAAGAAGAGGUUUUCGCGCGGGCUAAAUUCCCAUCGUAUGUGCGUACGUGCGGCGUGCACGUACAAUAACAGCUAAAGUUAUCAAAAUGCCGUCCGAGCAGCAGAAGACUUCGGCUAAUCAAGUCGUUUCUGCUCAACCAGAAAAACCUUUUCACUAUACUUACCUGAAGGAGUUUCGUACACAACAAUGCCAGGAUUUCUUGCAACACAAGUGUCCAAAUCAUCGACCUUUUACUUGUUUUCAAUGGCAUUUUCUUAAUCAACGAAGAAGGAGACCGAUACGAAAACGUGAUGGAACAUUUAAUUAUAGCCCGGAUAUAUAUUGCUCCAAGUAUGACGAAACUUCAGGCCUUUGUGAAGACAGAGAUGAGUGCCCCUACCUUCACCGAAAUACAGGAGAUACAGAGAGAAGGUACCACUUGAGAUACUACAAGACAGGAACCUGUGUUCAUGAGACCGAUGCCAGAGGACACUGUGUCAAGAACGGUCCUCACUGUGCAUUUGCACAUGGCCCUCAUGACCUACGACAGCCUGUCUAUGACAUCCGGGAGAUGGCCCAGACAAAGGCUCCAGGACAGGGGGUUCCUUCGGUGUUGCCUCCAGAGUGCACGACGCUGUCAAGUGACUUAGGAUCCCUAACGGCUAAUCUCAUCACCACACAGGCUCCUUCAGUAGCACCUCCUGCUGUAUCAACAGACAAGGAUAAAACAAUGUAUGUAGAUGAUCCUAGAUGGCAAGAUACAAACUUUGUAUUAGCCAAUUACAAAACAGAACCUUGUAACAAACCCCCUCGGCUAUGUCGUCAAGGUUACGCAUGUCCUAGAUAUCACAAUGCCAGGGAUAGGAGGAGAAAUCCACGCAAAUGCAAAUAUAGGUCUACCCCAUGCCCUAAUGUGAAAAUAGGAGAUGAGUGGGGUGACCCAGCCAACUGUGAACAGAUUGAUAAUUGUCAAUACUGUCAUACGCGGACGGACCAGCAGUUUCACCCUGAAAUCUAUAAAUCAACCAAAUGUAAUGACAUGCAGCAGACUGGAUACUGCCCACGGGGACCUUUCUGUGCAUUUGCACAUGUAGACCAGGAAAUGAGUAACACUCAGCGUGAAUUAACAGAGGACCAAACGUCUAGUCUAUCCCAAAUUUCACCUGUAUCAUCUGCAUCGUCGACGAGUAAUCCGGUCAGCAACCCCUCUCUUCAAACAGAGUUAUGUCUUGAUUUUUCAUUUGUACCACCCAAUGUCCAUGGUCACAUCGGGAGUGGUGAUGCCUCUAAUCUUAACAGCCCGGGUAGUAGCAGUCUGGGACCCAUAGGCAAACCUCGCUCUAACAGUGCAUCAAGUAGCUAUUCAUCCAUAUCUGAAACUUCUAGCUAUCAUCGUUCACACAAUGCAGAGAAGGACGAUAAUUCAAAUCUGUUUUUCCCGACGUGUCCUAUUCCUCUGACGACAAGCAACAGCACAAGUUCUUUCUUUACUAGCUCCAUGUCUGUCAAUGCACAACCAUUCUAUCCUACAAGCGAUACUGUGGAAUCUGUUAUAGGGAAUGCUUUAGAUGAACUGAAUAUGGAUGACUUUGAUGUAGCGGCGAUAGACAAAGAGUUGGACAAUGAUAAUUCAUCAAUAGGGAGUUCCACUACAAGUUUGGGCCAUUUAUCAUUGGGUUUGAGUUUAGGAUCAUCAGCACCUGUCAACAUCCCAACCAGUAGCAGUCUAAAUCACAAGUCUUCUAUGCCAGAGAGUCCGGCUUCCCCCCUUUCACAGUUACCACCGGCAUUUGUUCCACAACACAUACAACAGCAACAACAUCAACAACAACAAAUAGAGCAGGCUGCAGCUGCAUUUAUGAGUCAACCCAACACAGUACCAUCUAGUCUAAGACACAUAGGUUUAGGACACAUCUUAGGAGAUCCUAUAGGAUCUGCCUCAGGGUCUCCUAGCUCCACUACACCUCUAACAACCUCAUCAUCCAAUUCUACCAGUGGGACCAGAUCAGGGGGGCAGAACCACACCGGUGGAGGGGGCGAGGGGGAGACUGAUGUAGGCAGGUUACAAGAAGAAGUCAACACGUUGAGAGGGCAGGUCCAGAAGUGGGAGGAGUCAUGGGCACAGGCCAAACAGGCAUGUGAUGCAUGGAAGCGUGAAGCUACGGAAUCCCAAGAGAAAGCUAAGCAUGCUGAAUUAGAAAAGAAUACAGCAUUACAAAGAAAGGAAGAGGCAUUCAAUGAAUCUAGAAUACUAAAGCAAGAGAUAGAAGGUUUAUCAGGAGGACCACAUUUACAUGUGCUAAAUAAGGUAGCUGAACUGACAAAUUUACCCGUGACCAAGCUUAAACAAUUACAAUUACAGCUCAAACUGGAUUUAGAAAGGGUUGAAAAGGUGUUACAUAUAAGAGAAAACUUCACUUGCUGCCUGUGUCACGACAGAGAACGUAGCGUUGUGGUAGGACCCUGCCAACACUUAGCCCUUUGCUCAUCAUGCGCAACAACAGUCAGUGAAUGUCCUGUAUGCCACAUACAAGUCAACAACAAGACCAAUGUGGUGGUGCCGGCACCCCUCUGACUGUGGCAUAACUGGGGGCAUUUCUGUGCCCCUCUGACAGGGGGAUAGUUCCUUGGGUAAGGGGGUAUACCUGCACCCUUCUUAUUGUAGGAUAAGUCUUGGGGGUCAGGGUAACUCUGCAUCUACAUUACUGAAGAUUAAGUCCUGGAGUAUGGGGUAUCUCUGCACCUCUCUUCCUGUGGAUACUUCCAGGGGUCAAGGUCAUUCUUGCAAGUACCAUAGGAGGCAUUAUCCAUGCACCCCUCUUGCAGUAGGAUAGGUCCUUUGGUGGACUAGAGGGCAUUUCCAUCCUCUUUUUAAUAUUGAAAGCUAAUUUUGUUGGUAGGGGAUGAUUAGUUACAGGGAUAGGGGUUAUUUCACCUCCCUUUUUACUGUAGGAUAAUUUCUGAAGUAGGGAGCAUUUGACAUCCUAACUUCAAGAUAAGUUCUUGGUUGUGUUCCCAUACCCAUCUUACUAUAGAGGAUGCACCUUCCUGCCUCUAACCAGGAUGCGCCUAGGUUUAGAGGGUUUGUCUGUGGUGUGGUAAGAACCAAACAUCACAUUUUCAACUUCCUCACUUUGAUUUCAUGUCUUGAUGUUCUGUUCUAUGUUAAUUUUGUCGUGAGGUAAUAAUUGCAAGAACAUUUGUGAUAGAAAAGGGGGUAUUGCAAGAUUAUUUGUGAUAGAAAAGGGGGUGUAAAGUAGAUCGGAGGUAUCAGACUUGUUUAUUAUUGUUUCAAAUGGUGGUGUUUCAGUAUCAGUAUCACAUCAUUGUUUGAUUUGUUGAUGUUUAUUUUGAGAUUAUUGUCAAGUACAUACCACAGUGUAUCCUUCAAUCCAUGCUAGCGAACCCCCAGAGGUAGGUCAUAUUUUAUAUGAUACAAAAUCCUCUCCAUCAUUCUUCCAUAUCCAUGCUGCUUUCCUUCCCCCUCAGCUAGGUGCAUCAUCAUGUUAUAUUUACCGGUAUCUAGUAUUUAUUAUAUCAUUUAUAAUUUUGUUCAACUGUACGCUUGUUGUGGAGGAUUAGGUGACUGAUAUCUUGUGACAAGUAGUUGAAUAACAUUCUUGAAAGUAAUGUUUAGCUAUCUCCAGGUAUUACACUAGUAUACAAUUGUGAAGUUAUGAGUAUUUUCACAUUAAAAAUGAAACUGAGGAAAAUGAUACAUUAGUAUACUUUUCUCAUGAAAUAAAGGGUACUUUCACGUUGAAAAUUAAACCAAGGAAAAUGGCUACAGUGAUGACACUCGUGUUAUGUUCUUGUGAAGUCAAGAGUACUUUGAAAUUUAGAAUUAAACCAGUGAAACACAGAUUUGGGGAAACUCCCAGUUUACUCAAAUUCUCAAAUUACUCAAAUUCAAUAUUUUUUUAACACAGAAUACUUAGUCAUAUUGACUAAU